AUGGAUUGGUCUCGAGCUUUGAUAAUUAUUGAACGUUUUGAGCGUAUGACUAGAAUGAAUCUUCGUGAACUACGAUUACUUUUUAUGAGCAUUGAUGAGAACGACUCAUUAUUGGAUUCUAAAAGCAGGAAAGAUGCUUCACAAAAAAUUGAUCAAUUAUUGGGUGAUCUGCAACAAGUGUUAAAUGUUCGAUCACAUCUAAAUGUAAUUGAUCAAGAGCGUUUCGACGUUCACAUUGAGCCAAUUCGAAUUCAAAUUCAGGAAGUUAUCAAUGCACUGAAUAGGAUUGCUGCUAAUGAAACAUUAGAAAAAAAGAAUAUUUAUGAUGAUUUGUACGAGGAAUCUUUGUUGGCAGAAGAAACAGAGGAAGACAAAUUGCAACAACAAGAGCAAAUAAGGAUAAAUUCAUUGCUUUUGCAAGCAAAAGAAGCUAAAACAAAAGCUGCAGAAGUGAAAAAGUUGGCCUGUGAUAUCGAUGAUUUGAAUGAAAUGAUGAUGCAACUUUCACAGCUUGUUCAUGCACAACAUGAUGUUGUUGAUAGUAUUGAGGAACACAUCGAAAGAGCUCAAACAGAUGUUCAUGAAGCUCAUAAAAAUUUAAAAAAAGCUGAAGUCGCAAAAACAGCCAAAUAUCCGAUAGUAGCAGCAACUGUUGGUAGUGUUGCAGUAGGUGGUCCUGUCGGAUUCAUUGCAGGUUCUACUGUAGCCGGUAUUUUUGCCGCUUUUGGAGGCGCUAUUGCUGGCGUAUGUAGCGGAAAAUACUUUCGGCAGAAAGUUCAGGAAACGACAAAUCGAAUAGACGAAAAUCGAUGA
Molecule: messenger RNA, 813 nt
Organism: Brugia malayi
Lineage: Eukaryota; Metazoa; Nematoda; Chromadorea; Rhabditida; Onchocercidae
Gene: Bma-syx-17
Product: SNARE domain containing protein
Exons: 6
Coding region: 1-813 (270 amino acids)
Biological process (GO): exocytosis; intracellular protein transport; vesicle fusion
Cellular component (GO): plasma membrane; SNARE complex; autophagosome membrane
Molecular function (GO): SNARE binding; SNAP receptor activity
Source: RefSeq, a predicted model, not a curated record